Molecule: messenger RNA, 2142 nt
Organism: Anguilla anguilla (European eel)
Lineage: Eukaryota; Metazoa; Chordata; Actinopteri; Anguilliformes; Anguillidae
Product: calponin-3-like
Exons: 7
Coding region: 266-1252 (328 amino acids)
Biological process (GO): actomyosin structure organization
Molecular function (GO): actin binding
Source: RefSeq, a predicted model, not a curated record
UUGGUUCGAUGGAGUCCGUCAAUCUCCUUGCGACAUUUUUUCUCCGAACAAAAAAGAUCUAUUGAGCCCUAGAAGUUUAUACGCAAACGGUGUGGACUCCUGAUAACUCAACAAGACUUGUGAUUUAACGGGUUAAAGGCGCUGGGAUUUUACACAUCUGUUUGGACCGUGUCUACUUCUUUCAUUUUGAUACGAAGAAACUAUUGAGACGAAUAGCCUACAUCGCUCCACGAUACUGACGUUGUUUUACACAAAACAAAGGAAAAUGACUCACUUUAACAAGGGACCAGCCUAUGGGUUAUCUGCAGAAGUGAAAAGCAAGAUUGCGCAGAAAUAUGAUGUGCAGAAGGAGGAGGAGCUACGCGUCUGGAUUGAGGAAGUGACGGGCAUGCCCAUUGGAGAGAACUUCCAGAAGGGCCUAAAGGAUGGUGUCAUCCUCUGCGAAUUGAUUAAUAAACUACAGCCAGGCUCCAUAAAGAAGAUAAACCAUUCAAAGCUAAACUGGCACAAGUUGGAGAACCUUGGGAAUUUCAUCAAAGCAAUUCUGGCAUAUGGCCUGAAGCCCAAUGACAUCUUUGAAGCUAACGACCUCUUUGAAAGUGGGAACUUGACUCAGGUCCAGACCACACUCCUCGCCCUGGCAAGCAUGGGGAAGACCAAAGGUAUGGACACUAAGAUCGACAUUGGCGUGAAGUACGCAGACAAGCAGGCACGACAUUUUAAUGAAGAUAAGAUGAAGGCUGGCCAGUGUGUCAUCGGACUACAGAUGGGGACUAACAAGUGUGCUAGCCAGGCUGGGAUGACUGCUUACGGGACACGCAGACACCUUUAUGACCCAAAAACACAGACUGAAAAACCCUUUGACCAGACCACCAUCAGCCUGCAGAUGGGGACCAAUAAAGGAGCCAGCCAGGCUGGCAUGGCAGCCCCAGGCACGCGGAGGGACAUCUUCGACCAGAAGGCAGCGCUCCAGCCGGCAGACUCCUCCACCAUUUCUCUCCAGAUGGGCACAAACAAGGUGGCCUCCCAGAAGGGCAUGAGCGUCUACGGGCUGGGCCGGCAGGUGUACGACCCCAAAUACUGCGCCACAGCUGCGGACCCCGUCAUCCACGCCAACGGCAGCCAGGGAACUGGCACCAACGGCUCGGAGAUCAGCGACAGUGACUAUCACGCCGAGUACCCUGAGGAGUACCAGGGAGACUACCAUGACGAAUACAGCGGCCAUUACAACGACCAGGCCAUCGACUAUUAGGCAAUACCUGCAACCACGACGUAGUCAGCAGUGUUAAACAUGUAUGUUCAUUUUUUAAUCAUUUUUUAAAAAUUGGUAGGGCAGAGCCUUUUGCUAUUCCUCCAACCCUUCCUUUUUGUAAUUGAUACCUCAGAGAAAAUAUUUUCCGGUUUCUUUAUGGGGUUUCUCUUAAACAGCAGUAUUUUUUCAAUCACUUGUAAUAUAAUAUGCUAUUCUUAGAAUCUGUGUCUUCAGUUGAAGAAUGCUCCCUCUUUAUCCAUUCAAAACCUUUUUGCGAAGUAGAAUACAGCAAAAUGCUGGCUGCCCGUUUCAGAGACUGCUAAACGUUGUUCUCAUACUCAAUCCAAGAUUUUUGCAUUUUGUUCGGACUUCUCCAUUGUUAAAGGAAGGGAUGCUGAAGUACACUGGUCCCAGCUCACACCUGUGACUGUCUAAUAUUCUCUUUGUCCCACCACCUUUAACUAUCUACAUUAUUAAUGGUUUAAUUUUUUUAAAUGAUCAACCGGAACCACAUUUAUGGCUAAGAGACGUAAUGGGAGGGAAAUCUAUAUUUGGCUUUCUCUUUUGUCCUUGCUUUGAUUUGAAAGCACUGAAAUGUUGCUGUUUUCUGAGAUGUGUGUAAAUGUGUUCUUUAUAUUCUAUUUUGUUAUGACCAGCCUCCUUUAUUAGUUUGUUCGACUGCUUUUGUUGCAUCAGUUUAUUGUGCCAUCACAUUCCCCGUUCUCUAGUCACCCUUGUAUUUUAGAAUUUCCCCUCCCCUGUAUUUAUUUCCAUGGCUCAAUAUACACCCCACAGUUGUAUGUUUUUUUGUAUAAAUACAUUUUAUGUUGUAUAAAGACCAUUUCUUUGUCUCAUGUUUUUCAGUUGGUUAAUACAAUUACAUCACAUUA